This is a messenger RNA of Ilex paraguariensis (yerba mate), 699 nucleotides long. NCBI's taxonomy places the organism in Eukaryota, Viridiplantae, Streptophyta, Magnoliopsida, Aquifoliales, Aquifoliaceae. The record is from the annotation of a GenBank genome assembly.
AUGAUACAUUCUGAAAUAAUAAACAACCAACCAUAUUUGCUAGAGUAUCAUGAGGUUGUUGCCACCCAGAUUGAUACAAAUGCAACAGUUGAGGGUGACCUAGAGAAUGAGAGAGCUGGGGUUGAAAGAGAUAAUAUAAUAGUUGGGGGUGAAAUAGAGAAUGAGAAAGCUGGGGUUGCGAGAGACAAUGGAACAGUUGAGGAUGACAUAGAGAAUGAAAGAGCUGGGGCUGAGAGAGACAAUGGAACUUUUGAUGGGUCUAAUUUUAAUAACAGUAACUAUGAUGUAGAAGAAGAUGGGAAAAUUUUUAAGGCUUAUGUUGACAUAGAUGUUGAAUGGGUAAGUGUGACUGACAUUGGAAAGGAUGUGAAAAAUGAGAAAUCAACAGACUAUGGUGAUAUUGAGAAUGAUGGUGUUGAGUCUGAUUAUGCAUNAGGUGUGACAGACAUUGGAAAGGAUGUGAAAAAUGAGAAAUCAACAGACUAUGGUGAUAUUGAGAAUGAUGGUGUUGAGUCUGAUUAUGCAUCAUCUAAUGAACUGUUUAGCAUAGAUGGUUCCUCAUUAGAUGAAGAUAGUAAUAAAAGGAGAAUGCCAAAGUAUUCUGAGUUUAGGGCUGAGAUUAAUAUGAAGAAUCCAACAUUCAAGUUAGGGAUGCCUUUUGGAUCACCUGCUGAAUUCAAAGAAGCAGUGAAGGAAUAA